AUGUCUCGGGCUCAAGUUACCAGGUGCACACCAGCACGUAGCCAGGCUGCGCUGCACGCGCGUGCGCCUGGUGCGCGCCGCCCCGCCGCCGCCGCUCUCGCCGCGGCGCCCGGCGCGCGCCGCGCCCGCAGUGGCGCCUACAUCUCGGCCGCAUUCUGCCGCCGCGGCGGACGCCUGAUUGUCGCCGCGACGCUGGCCGGCGUCGCCGACGCGACCGACGUGCGGCAGCUGCUCUCCCAGGAGAUCCAGCCCCACGGGGAGCUGGUGCAGGGGCGGCUGCCCAACGGGCUGCAGUACGUGCUGCUGCCCAACAAGACGCCGCCGGCGCGGUUCGAGGCGCAUCUAGAGAUGCACGUCGGCAGCGUGGACGAGCGGGCGGACGAGCAGGGCGUGGCGCACCUGGUGGAGCACGUGACGUUCCUGGGCUCCAAGAAGCGCGAGAGCCUGCUGGGCACGGGCGCGCGCGCCAACGCGUACACCGACUUCCACCACACCGUGUUCCACGUCCACGCGCCGCUGGUCAACGGCGUGACCGACGCGCCGAUGCUGCCGCAGGCGCGUUUGGGGGCGGCUUGGGCGGUGCUGCAGGCGCUCGCGGAGAUUGCGUUUGCGCCGCAGUUCCUGCCCACGCGCGUGGAGAAGGAGCGCAAGGCGGUGCUGGCGGAGGCUCAGAUGAUGAACACCAUUGAGUACCGCGUGGACUGCCAGCUGCUGCAGUACCUCCACGAGGAGAACAACCUGGGGUACAGGUGA
Molecule: messenger RNA, 753 nt
Organism: Monoraphidium neglectum
Lineage: Eukaryota; Viridiplantae; Chlorophyta; Chlorophyceae; Sphaeropleales; Selenastraceae
Exons: 6
Coding region: 1-753 (250 amino acids)
Molecular function (GO): metal ion binding
Source: RefSeq, a predicted model, not a curated record